Molecule: messenger RNA, 2161 nt
Organism: Podarcis lilfordi (Lilford's wall lizard)
Lineage: Eukaryota; Metazoa; Chordata; Lepidosauria; Squamata; Lacertidae
Source: the annotation of a GenBank genome assembly
AUGCUGGACGCAGCACCGGAGCACGGAGAGGAGGAGGUGGUGGCUGUCGGUUGCGCUCCUAGCCGACGGAACCUGAGCCGGGUGGGCGGGAGCCUGCACGCAGUGUGACUAGGAAGGGAUUAGAAGGAAGGACGCGAUCCUUUCCUUUCCCCUCUGCUUGCCAGGAGGGCAGGGGAUUUUCCUGCUCUUUGUUGCGUUUGAGCAAACACUGCAACCGAAAACAGAAGCGGGUGGGCAGUAAGACCCUGAGGCAGAAUGCAGGAAAGCAGCAGCUUCGCUUCUGCAGCCUUCCCUCCUCCGCGCGAUCUGAUUUUUGCCUGAUUUUUGCCCCUGCACUCGGGCUAGUCGGCUCCAGGGACCACACGUUCGCUCAAUAACACGCACAGACAUUUCCCCUUACUUUGUAGGAGAAAAAAUGUGCGCCUUAUAGAGAGAAAAAUACGGUAUUUGAAGAUCACCAUGUGGCAUUCCAUUCAUUCCCCCAAAAGCUUAAUACCAGUCAUUAAAAUACACACAAAAAUACCCAGUUUUGUUAAAACAUUAAAAUAUGCAUCCAUAAUUAAAAAUGUACAGUAAAACAAUUACAUUAAAACAAAACAGCAAUGAACAGGCAGAAAACAACAGAGCAAUGUGUAGUAGAUAAUCUGUAUGUUGUCUAAGAAGGGGACCUUUCCCUUUUUAUUUUAGGGUCUGGUGUGCUUUGAAGAUGUAGCUGUUCAUUUCACAGAUGAGGAAUGGGAGUUGCUGGAUCCUGACCAAAGAGCUCUGUAUAAGGAAGUAAUGGAGGAGAAUCGUGGGAUCAUGGAUUCUCUUGGUAAGGCUGCCUUUUGGAUUACAAUAUCUCUUUUGGAAUUCUUUUUGAAAUUCAGUCCCUGAGGCUGUGAUCCGUUUCUUUAUUGUUGCAGAUGGUGAUGAAUCAGAAAGGAAGAAUGAGGGACACCAAAUCUACACAAUGGAGAAGCGGUAUCAAUAUUUGGAGCGUAUAGAAAACUUCAGAAGAAUUCAUACAGGGGAGAAACCCUAUCAGUGCUUGGAAUGUGGAAAGAGCUUCAGUCGGAAGGAUCAUCUCACUUUUCAUCAAAGAAUUCAUACAGGGGAGAAACCAUAUCAGUGCUUGGAAUGUGGAAAGAGCUUCAUUCAGAAAUCCUAUCUCCGUUCCCAUCAAAGAAUUCACAGCGUGGAGAAACCCUAUAAGUGCUUGGAAUGUGGAAAGAGCUUCGCUUGGAAGGUCAAUCUAACAGCCCAUGAAAGAAUUCAUACAGGGGAGAAACCAUAUCAGUGCUUGGAAUGUGGAAAGAGCUUCAGUUGGUACUACAAUCUCAGUUCUCAUCAAAGAACUCACGGCAAGGACAAAUCGUAUCAGUGCUUGGAAUGUGGAAAGAGCUUCAGUCGGAAGGAUAAUCUCAAUCUUCAUCAAAGAAUUCAUACAGGGGAGAAACCAUAUCAGUGCUUGGAAUGUGGAAAGAGCUUCAUUCGGAAAUCCUAUCUCCGUUCCCAUAAAAGAACUCACAGCGUGGAGAAACCCUAUAAGUGCUUGGAAUGUGGAAAGAGCUUCGCCUGUAAGGUCAGUCUAACAGCCCAUGAAAGAAUUCAUACAGGGGAGAAACCAUAUCAGUGCCUGGAAUGUGGAAAGAGCUUCAUCCGGAAGAUAAGUCUCACAGGCCAUCAAAGAACUCACAGCAAGGAGAAUCCCUAUAAGUGCAUGAAAUGUGGAAAGAGCUUCAGUCAGAAGCAUCAUUUCACUCUUCAUCAAAGAAUUCAUACUGGAGAGAAACCAUAUCAGUGUUUGGAAUGUGGAAGGAGCUUCACCCGGGAGGACAGUCUGACUUCCCAUCAAAGAAUUCAUACAGGGGAGAAAUUAUAUCAGUGCUUAGAAUGUGGAAAGAGGUUCAGUCAGAGUGCCCAUCUCACAACCCAUCAAAGAAUUCAUACAGGGGAGAAACCAUAUCAGUGUUUGGAAUGUGGAAAGAGCUUCAUCCAGAAAAGAAGUCUCACAGGCCAUAAAGUAAUUCAUACAGGGAGAAACCAUAUCAGUGUUUGGAAUGUGGAAAGAGCUUCAUCCAGAAAAGAAGUCUCACAUCCCAUCAAACAACUCAUACAGCGGAAAAGGCAUUUCAGUGCUUGGAAUGUGGAAAGAGCUUCAUUCGGAAGGAAAGUCUGA